Owenia fusiformis is the source of this 1337-nucleotide messenger RNA. The record is from the annotation of a GenBank genome assembly. NCBI's taxonomy places the organism in Eukaryota, Metazoa, Annelida, Polychaeta, Sabellida, Oweniidae.
AUGAAGGCUGUCAUAAUCUUAAUGUUAAUUGGUGCUGUAUCAGCUUGGGGGUGGGGCGAGAAAUUUAAAACCGGGGAGGGAAAGAUGCAGGCAGAUUCUCCCAGGGACCGCCCCAGUGGCAGUAGCCAUCACUUCUACUAUGGAGAUGUGCACCAUCACCAUGAAGGACACGAUCAUAGCUCAUCACACGAAUCCAAAUCAAGUGAAGAGGACGAUGAUGAAGAAAAACCUAUUUACUAUUUUUGUGUUGGAGAUGAUUUUGGCCCAUAUGAACACAUUUCUCCAGAGACAGGUCGUAUCACAGGGUUCCAUAUAGAUCUCAUGAAUGCAUUGUGCGAUGAGGCUGAUUUAAAGUGUUACUAUGUCAUGGAUCGCUAUGCCAACUGUUGGGAAACUGAAGGAGAUGUGGAAUUCCCUGGAAAAGGGCUUCUUGAUGAUUACUACUCUGCAUGUAUUGGCUACUGGCCUUAUCCUCGCAGAUUCAACAGUUUCAACUUCACACUUUCAUUCGCAAAGGCAGAUAAUGCCAAUGCUUUCUGGCUGAAGAGUCGAAAUGACGAAUUCAAAGAGGAUGAUGUAAAGGGAUUAAAAAUAGGUUUCAUCAGUGGUUGGUCUGUUAGCAAGCAAUGUCUGGCUAGAGAAACUGGAAAUGAUGUAAAUGACUUCACUUCAGUUUUCUUUGAGAGUUACAAAGAUAUGGUUGUUGCAUUGCGCGAUCAAAAGAUAGAUUUAAUGUUGGGGAGCAGGGACACGUUUGUUGCACCAGAUGACAUUCAUGUUGGUUCUAGCUUUGACUGCAGCUGGAAUAACAGAGGUCCAGCAUUUAUGCUGAAGGUGGGAAAUCCAUUAAUAAAGAAGCUUAACAAGGCACUGAGUAAUAUAAUCGAUGACGGCUCUUAUGGUAAACUCUGCGAGGAGGCCAACAAGCAAUAUUCUAGCCGUGGUGAAAUUCGGUGCUUGGAUUAGGUUGGAUUGGUCACAUGUAAUAUAAUGGGAUACAUCAACAUAGUAUAAACAUUUGCAUUCAUCACAGUUAACUAAGAGACUGACAGCUAGAUGCCUUACAUGCAUGGCAACAAUACUUUUAGACUUCACAUUUAUCCAGUCUUCUCUUCUAUCCACUUUACACAGAGAAAGUCUUAAUACUGACAAUUAGGAAUCAGAUCAAAGAACUGAAAAUUGUUUAACAUCCCCCUUUUAAGAACUGGGCUAUUCCUGAAGUCACCAAAAGUCCCCUUUCCAUUCUGCCAAUGUAACACUUCCCUUUUCACAUUAUAGCAUUGAACAAUUUAUAUUGUAUAUCUUUUAUAUUAUUAUAUUUUUGUAAUUAGCAUAAC